Messenger RNA from Protobothrops mucrosquamatus (brown spotted pit viper), 2034 nucleotides. RefSeq names its product carbonic anhydrase 13. Gene Ontology annotation, cellular component: cytoplasm. The transcript is spliced from 7 exons. Gene Ontology annotation, molecular function: zinc ion binding; carbonate dehydratase activity. The coding region runs from base 79 to 855 and encodes 258 amino acids. The record is from RefSeq and is a predicted model, not a curated record. Lineage: Eukaryota; Metazoa; Chordata; Lepidosauria; Squamata; Viperidae.
GCUGGUCUGCACCCCUUUUGACACCGAAACGACAUUCGCCUCUCUGCAUCGCUUCCAUCCCGUUAGCAGACUAAAGUCAUGUUACACUGGGGAUACGAGGAAGACAACGGACCUACUCACUGGAAGGAAAUUUUCCCCAUUGCUGAUGGAAACCGGCAAUCUCCCAUUGAUAUUCAAACUAAAGAGACUAAAUAUGACUCCAACCUGCUUCCUCUCAGCCCCAGCUAUGAUCCUUCCUCUGCUAAAGUAAUACUCAAUAAUGGACACUCCACCAGUGUGGAAUUUGAUGACACUGAGAAUAAAUCAGUGCUAAGUGGGGGUCCACUCACUGGAAAUUAUAGGCUGCGACAAAUCCACUUCCACUGGGGAGCCAGUGAUGACAUUGGUUCUGAACAUGCUGUGGAUGGAGCAAAAUUCCCAGCAGAGCUUCAUGUGGUGCACUGGAAUGCAGGUAAAUACCCCAGCUUUGUUGAAGCUGCUCAGAAACCUGAUGGAUUAGCAGUCAUGGCUGUUUUCUUAAAAUUGGGUGAAUGCAAUUCACAACUGAAAAAAAUCACAGACCAACUGGAUACCAUUAAAGUGAAGGGUAACCAGCACAGGUUCACCAAUUUUGAUCCUUCCUGUCUGCUCCCUCAUUCACUGGACUACUGGACUUACCUUGGGUCUCUCACAGUUCCUCCUCUUCUUGAGAGUGUCAUUUGGAUCAUCCUUAGGGAGCCUAUAAGUGUUUGCUCUGAACAGCUGGCCAAAUUUCGCAACCUCCUGUGCACUGGUGAAGGAGAGCAUGCCUAUUGCAUGCUGAAAAACUUUAGACCACCACAGCCUUUAAGGGGUCGGGAAGUAAGAAGAAAUUAAAGGAAGGAUAAUUUGCUUGACACUGUUUUGGAUGCAAAACCCAUUUAAAAUAUUGCCCUUAUUCUUUUAAAAAAAUAUUUUAAUUUGAAGUGUGGUAAUGUUUUUCAUUUUUAAAUUGUAGGAAUUUUGAUGGAAAUACAGAAUAGAAUAGAAUAGAAUAGAAUAGAAUAGAAUAGAAUAGAACAUUAUUAUGAUCCCUGACAAUUUUGCCCCUACAAUAUAAAUCCCAAAUAAAAACCUAUGAGCUUGUAUAAAAUAACAGUAAAUGCAAAGUUUACUUUAAGUAGUGAGAUGAUAUGUAGAAAUAGAACAGGAACUAAAAUACUUAUAUCCAAUUCAGGAUAUAAAGUUUAUUUUAUUGAUACAAUAUUUUUGUUCAAUUAUUUGAUUCAUCUGUUUUAAAUAAUAGUUUUCUUGCAGUUUGACUAUGUUAGAAAGGCAAGAUACUCCCUUUUUAUUAAGAAUAUAAUUAACAAUGUAAGAAGUUAUUGGAUUGCAAUAUGAUAUAAUCAAUCACAUUUAUUCUGAAUUGAAUACAUCAAUAUUACAUUUAGUGGUCUGAAUGAACUUCAUGCUAUUAUUUGAUUGCAGUGUAGCAUGCUAAGUGUAGUGAUGAGGAUUCUAUAGACAUAAUUUAGGGUUUUUGAAUGAAAUUGACCUAACUAGGCAGAGGAUUAAAUGCUUUAAUCUUCCACUCAGGGAUUCUAAGCAUUUAUCAAAACAUCCUAGGAAUUGUUGCUCUGUAAAGAAACUCAAUAGGAAAUUAUUCAGCUAAUUAGACCAGGAAGCAAGAAUGGUAACAUACCGGUACUUAAAAAAUCCAAACAACUAACAAUAUAACAAUGGCAACAUGUUUGUUUUUUAAAUCUUUUUAUCAGUGAUAACAUGGGUUUUUGCCUCCAUUCAGAAGUGAAGUUUGGAUUGAAAUGUGUUUGUUGAAUUAUAUAAUCUGUAUGCUAAUUGGUGGGUAUUUGUAUAUAAGGCUGUGAAUGAUGGUUUGGAUAUGGCAUUGUUUAAAAAAACUAUGGAUCUUAAUAUUUUCAUGCUAUUUAAUUUCAUAAAAACAUUGUUAAGGAGUCAGAAGUAAUUUUGAAUCAAGGUAAGGAGUAAAUAAAUAUUAUUGGUCUAUGCUCUUAUGUUAGAUAUUUUUUUAAAAAAUUAUUGACAAUAAAUUAAGUU